AGAAGAUAAGAUAUAUGCUCUGCUUCUCCUUUGAUAUUAAUAAAUAAACUGUGAGAAGCUGAUGAGUGACAUUAGUAUUCUUGGUUAUGGCUUAGUCACAUAAUUCAGAUGGCUUGCUACGUCUCAAACAGUGUUAUUUUUCAUGGGAAGAAUAAGAGACAGGCAAUAAGCCCUUAUAACUUGUUUGGCUGGAACAUUGGCAAACAAAACAAUGAGGAUAUAUCAAAGACCAAGUACCAUGAUAUUGAUCUUCCUUUCUCACUUUCUCUGGUUAACAAAACUUUCCUAAGAGGUAGGGAGCUGAAAUGUUGCUAUAAGGCCACAAUAGAUGGAUUUAGCGCAACUGAUUUUCAUAAUUUCUGUGAUUUCAAAGGUCCUUGUGUGAUAAUUGGCUACACAAACAAGUCCUUCAAGUUUGGAGCUUUUAACCCUGAGGGCUAUAGAAGCACAGACGAUUACUAUGACACUUUUGAUGCGUUUCUCUUGUACUGGGCGGACAAUGCAAAUCCUGAUGAUGAGCCCAUUGUUCUGCCCAAAGUAGGGGGGAGUGGUGCGGCCCUCUUCGAUUAUGCUCGUGGCGGGCCGCAAUUUGGGGCUGAUGGGCUACUUAUUGGGCCUCCUCUUGCACCGGUUAUGGGCGGGUUUGCGGGUCCGGAUACAAAUUCGGGUGUUGGGGAUCUAAGGCAAGCCAAAUCAAGAUUAGGAUUGUCAUAUGCUAAGAGGAAAGAUGGGAAGGACUCAAUUUUUGGAGAUCAAUAUAAGGCGACUCUUGAAGAAGUGCAGGUGUUUUGUAGUCCUCAAAUUGCAAGCUUGUACUAAGAGUGAAUUGGUAGAUUGUAUUCCUUAUGUACCACUUGAAAGAAGCGAUUUCUUAAACUAGUACCAUUUUAAUGCAUGUUCAUAUACUUAUUUGAUAAUUUUCUCUUUCUAGUAAAA
Morus notabilis is the source of this 936-nucleotide messenger RNA. RefSeq lists its product as uncharacterized. The record is from RefSeq and is a predicted model, not a curated record. NCBI's taxonomy places the organism in Eukaryota, Viridiplantae, Streptophyta, Magnoliopsida, Rosales, Moraceae. The transcript is spliced from 2 exons. The coding region runs from base 109 to 819 and encodes 236 amino acids.